AUGCUUCAGGAGAUUUCAUCAAUCAUGGGUUCUAAGAAUAACCCACCAGGGAGCAACAGAUCAAGAAGCACACUAUCUCUACUCGUAGUGAUUGGUCUAUGCUGUUUCUUCUACCUUCUUGGAGCAUGGCAAAAGAGUGGCUUUGGCAAAGGAGACAGCAUAGCAAUGGAGAUAACAAAGCAAGCUCAAUGCACAGACGUUGUCACCGAGCUAGACUUCGAACCUCACCACAACACAGUCAAGAUCCCCGAGAGAUUAGCCGAUCCCAAACCGGUUUCUUUCAAGCCCUGCGACGUGAAGCUCAAGGACUACACGCCUUGCCAAGAGCAAGACCGAGCCAUGAAGUUCCCUAGAGAGAACAUGAUCUACAGAGAGAGACACUGUCCUCCAGAGAACGAGAAGCUUCGCUGUCUUGUCCCAGCUCCUAAAGGGUACAUGACUCCUUUCCCUUGGCCUAAGAGCAGAGACUACGUUCACUACGCUAAUGCUCCUUUCAAGAGCUUGACGGUCGAGAAAGCUGGACAGAAUUGGGUUCAGUUUCAAGGGAGUGUGUUUAAGUUCCCCGGUGGAGGCACUAUGUUUCCUCAAGGCGCUGAUGCGUAUAUAGACGAGCUUGCUUCUGUUAUCCCUAUCAAAGACGGAUCUGUUAGAACCGCAUUGGACACUGGAUGCGGAGUUGCAAGCUGGGGUGCUUAUAUGCUUAAGAGGAACGUUCUCACAAUGUCCUUUGCGCCACGAGACAACCACGAAGCACAAGUCCAGUUUGCGCUUGAGAGAGGCGUUCCCGCGAUCAUCGCGGUUCUUGGAUCCAUUCUUCUUCCUUAUCCUCCAAGAGCCUUUGACAUGGCUCAAUGCUCUCGAUGCUUGAUUCCAUGGAGCGCAAACGAUGGAACGUACUUGAUGGAAGUUGACAGAGUUUUGAGACCUGGAGGUUACUGGGUCUUGUCAGGUCCUCCGAUCAACUGGAAGACGUGGCACAAGACGUGGAACAGAACCAAAGCAGACCUCAACGCCGAGCAGAAGAGAAUAGAGGAGAUCGCAGAGUCUUUAUGCUGGGAGAAGAAGUAUGAGAAGGGAGACAUUGCCAUCUUCAGAAAGAAGAUCAACGAUAGAUCCUGCGACAGAUCUGUUAACACCUGCAAGAGGAAAGACACUGAUGACGUAUGGUACAAGGAGAUGGAGACUUGCGUGACACCGUUCCCUAAAGUAUCAAGCGAAGAGGAAGUCGCUGGAGGGAAGCUGAAGAAGUUUCCAGAGAGGCUGUUCGCAGUGCCUCCGGUUGUGUCUAAAGGUUUGGUUGAUGGCGUUGACGCUGAAUCUUACCAAGAAGACGUCAAACUGUGGAAGAAGCGUGUGAAUGCGUACAAGAGAAUCAAUAGACUGAUUGGUUCCACUAGGUACCGUAAUGUGAUGGAUAUGAAUGCUGGUCUUGGUGGGUUCGCUGCUGCGCUUGAGUCUCCUAAAUCUUGGGUUAUGAAUGUGGUUCCAACUAUCACCAAGAACACGUUGAGUGUUGUCUAUGAGAGAGGUCUCAUUGGUAUCUACCAUGACUGGUGUGAAGGGUUUUCAACUUAUCCAAGAACGUAUGAUUUCAUUCACGCUAAUGGUGUUUUCAGCAUGUAUCAGCACAGCUGCAAAAUUGAGGAUAUUCUUCUUGAGACUGAUCGGAUUCUAAGGCCGGAGGGGAUUGUGAUUUUCCGGGAUGAGGUUGAUGUGUUGAACGAUGUGAGAAAGAUCGCUGAUGGAAUGAGAUGGGACACUAAAUUGAUGGAUCACGAAGAUGGUCCUCUUGUGCCGGAGAAGAUUCUCGUCGCCGUUAAACAGUAUUGGGUCGCCGGCGGGGAUGGGAACAGUUCGUCGUCGUCGUCGUCUUCUGAUAAAAGUGAAGAAGAGUAA
Molecule: messenger RNA, 1896 nt
Organism: Microthlaspi erraticum
Lineage: Eukaryota; Viridiplantae; Streptophyta; Magnoliopsida; Brassicales; Brassicaceae
Source: the annotation of a GenBank genome assembly